Penicillium canescens is the source of this 1512-nucleotide messenger RNA. RefSeq lists its product as uncharacterized. Bases 1 to 1512 code for a protein of 503 amino acids. NCBI's taxonomy places the organism in Eukaryota, Fungi, Ascomycota, Eurotiomycetes, Eurotiales, Aspergillaceae. The transcript has 3 exons. The record is from RefSeq and is a predicted model, not a curated record.
AUGAGGCAAAUCAGCCAUGAAUUACGUUGUAUUUGUGCCAUACAUUCCGACGAGGGACAAACAAUCAUCAGUUCUCCUGGAAAUGUUGAUGCAAUUACUCGCAAAUGCCUAAGGGAAGCUCUGCAUAAGAAUCUUGUGAAAGUUUGCCCAGCGGACACUUGGACCGGCAACUGCCAUCUAUCUAACUGCCCCUAUCCUAUUCUGAUCAACAAUAAGCACCAGAUCCAGCUAGAAGAUCUUAACAAAGUGCUUGUGAAGGCGAUAACCGACAUUGUCUCAAGAUGGUGGAUAGAUGCAACGGCGAAGUUCCCGGAACGUAUGCCUCUGCAACCCAUGGAGGAAAAGCUACUUCGUUGGCUGGAGGCACAGAAUAUAGAUUCCAUGCGGCCCUUUACAAAGUUUUGUGGAUCUUGGAGACCGGACUUUCUAAUCGAGAAGCAAACUGGCCUGGCCAAUAAAGAAGCUGAAGCCUUUCGCAUCUGCGAGAUCAAUGCCCGUUUCUGCUGGAAUGGCUAUAUGAUGAGCGCAUUAGGCCAGAAAGCUCUCCUAGAUAUGGGCAUUUGUCGCAACGGAAUCGUCGGUGGAACAGAUCCACGAAAGAUUAUUGACGGGCUCCAACAGUUGUACAAUCCCGAGAUUCCUCUUUACCUUCUGAAGGGUGACGAACACGGAUAUGAUAUUCAUCUAUAUACUCAUUACGCGAGGAACGUUCUUGGACAACACAUACGAUUCAUCACGCCUGAUGACUUGAUAUUGAUUCCCUGUAAUCAGUCUUCACAUGGAUACAAGCUAUGCUGUGUGGCUGAUCCUCAGUUCCUAGUCGACGGGGCGGGAGUUACUUUAUUGCGCAAUGAAGCUGGUGAAAUCGUUGAAGAGAUUCACCAGGUGGGACUAGAGCUGCAUCAAAGAGAGAUUCUUGGCCUCAGUUACGAGAUGCUCCAACAACUCAGUCUGCGGUGCUUCAACGAUAUGCGCACUUUGCUUCUGGUCCAUGAUAAGCGUAUGUUGGGCAUUGUGUUGGAAGAGCUUGAUUCUCUCAUGGCACGAAAGGUUCUUCUACCUACUGAAGCAAGUUUGCUCAAAAAAGGAAUAUGCCACACAAUACUUCCUGGAUCCACCAAGAUGGCUAGGUUCAUCGAAAUGUGUCGCCUCCAGCCAAGCUUCAAAGAUGACUACAUUCUUAAGCCGGUAAGAGGAGGGAAAGGAGAAGGAAUUAUCUUUGGGGACAAUGUGACAUAUGAGUCAUGGAUGUCCCGUCUCGAAGAGUUGACAUCCCCAUACCUGUCUCCCAACGGAUCUACAAACGUCGUUCAACGUAACAUCAGACAAGCCAAGUAUGAUGUUCUUCUUAGAGAACAUGUGGGGAUACAGAGUCUCCCCCUCGUCGGGACUUACCAUAGUGUCCACGGGGAGUUCCUAGGUAUUGGAGUUUGGCGCAGCAGCCCAGGUCCGAUAUGUGCAAUUAGCCAUGGUGGUGCAUGGAUGUGCUCUAUGAUACAGACGGGCUCUUGA